ACGGAUGCCGCCGCGCGCGCCACGAGUUGGGUGCGAGAACCCCGGAGCCGGGACCGGCACUGGAACCGGGACUGGGACUGGGACCGGGACCGCCAAGAGAGCCCCGGAACCGGCACCGGGACCGCCGACACCUCCCCCGGCACCACGACCAGGACUGGGACCGGGACUGCCGAGAGAGCCCCGCACCGGGACCGGCCCCCGGUGCCAUGGCGGGCGGCAGAGCGGGGUCCCGGCGGCGGCCGAUGACUUUGGCCGAGGCAGGCCCGGGCACGGAGAACGAGCGGCUGGGGGUGGUCCGGCUCAGCAUGCUGCGCAACCCGCUCAUCCUCAAGCCAGAAGUGGGGAAGCCCAUGAGAAACUGCUACUCCCUGCCAGGCCCUGAUUUUACCUAUGGGAUGUACUUGCACAAGAGAGAUGGAGGAGUCCCUGAAGCCAUAGGCCACUGGGACGCAGUGAAGGCCAAGCCUCAUAUAAGGGUCAUGCCCCGAGACUUUGUCACCAUGGGCCGCAUGGCUGUGGAUGAAGGCUGCACCACAGCCCGUGAGUUUGCUCUGUACUACAAGUUCAAGGACAUUCGCUGCAAAGAUGAGGGGAUACUCAGAUAUGGUUGCAAGAUACCUCCAGGCAUGACUUUCGGCAGGCCAGCACGGCCUUCCACUCCCUUUUUUGACCUCAUACAACACAGAUACAAGGAAUUGUGGAUGGAGAGCCAGAGGGCCCGGACAGUAGUCCAGCACGUGGUAAAGAAAAAGAUCAGCGACGUGCGUGGAAAUCGCACCACGUUCCUGCGCACGCACCCGCUGCCCGUGAAGGAGGAGUCCUUCUGGCACCCACAACGCUUCGAGAAGGCUGAGCCUCAUCUCAGGACUUUUCCAGACCCCGACUCUCGUAAAAAGGCUCUCAGUGCCGCCCACUGAGAAGUGCCUGCGAGUGGUCCCCUUCCCCAGAGGGCCCCCACAGCAAGGACCAUGCUGGGCACAGCCCUUGGACCCUGGGAUUCCACAGGCAAUAGACUUUCUCUCUGGUUUUACAGUUAUGCUAAUGCAGAUAUAGCCAAAUAAAUCAUAAAUGUAAGAGGAA
Messenger RNA from Corvus hawaiiensis (hawaiian crow), 1080 nucleotides. It is a transcript of the gene CFAP77, whose product is annotated as cilia and flagella associated protein 77. Lineage: Eukaryota; Metazoa; Chordata; Aves; Passeriformes; Corvidae. Bases 207 to 917 code for a protein of 236 amino acids. The transcript has 6 exons. The record is from RefSeq and is a predicted model, not a curated record.